Molecule: messenger RNA, 3023 nt
Organism: Sinocyclocheilus anshuiensis
Lineage: Eukaryota; Metazoa; Chordata; Actinopteri; Cypriniformes; Cyprinidae
Product: forkhead box protein K2-like
Exons: 10
Coding region: 114-1943 (609 amino acids)
Biological process (GO): regulation of transcription by RNA polymerase II
Molecular function (GO): RNA polymerase II cis-regulatory region sequence-specific DNA binding; DNA-binding transcription factor activity, RNA polymerase II-specific; protein binding
Source: RefSeq, a predicted model, not a curated record
AUCGCGGCGGUGGGUCGAGUCGCCGCCGCUGAUGCUGGUGUCUCCGGUCGGGCACGUUUAACGUUUCACCCCUUCAUAUUUUCCAUUCAUAUUUAGCGUGCGGAAAGAUAAAGAUGGCAGCGAUGGCCCGCCUGGAGGGCCGUGAGUUUGAGUAUGUGAUGAAGAAGCGCUCGGUGACGGUGGGUCGGAACUCGUCGCAGGGCUCGGUGGACGUGAGCAUGGGCCACUCGAGCUUCAUCUCCCGCCGGCAUCUGGAGAUCUUCACCGCCGCCGCGGAGGACACAGGCUCGGGAGAGUUUUAUCUGCGCUGUCUGGGCAAAAACGGGGUGUUCGUGGACGGGGUGUUUCUGCGGCGGGGGGCGCCACCCCUGCAGCUGCCGCGAGUGUGCACAUUUCGGUUCCCCAGUACGAACAUCAAGAUCACGUUCACUGCGCUGGCGAGCGUCAAGCGUGAGAAGCAGGAACUGGAGUCUCCGGUGAAAGCGGUUCAGCCACAGAUCUCCCCUUUAACCAUUAACAUCCCAGAUAACAUCGCUCACCUCAUGAGCCCCCUGCCCUCGCCCACCGGCACCAUCAGCGCUGCCAACUCGUGUCCAUCCAGUCCGCGUGGUGCGGGAUCGUCCGGUUACAGACUGGGCAGGAUCGUGCCUGACCUGCAGCUCAUGAAUGAUAACUCUCAGUCUGAGAACGACAAAGAGGCAUCAGAAGGAGACAGUCCAAAGGAUGACUCCAAACCCCCGUACUCGUAUGCUCAGUUGAUCGUUCAGGCAGUAACGAUGGCGCAGGACAAGCAGCUAACACUAAACGGCAUCUACACACACAUCACCAAGAACUACCCGUACUACAGGACAGCAGAUAAAGGCUGGCAGAACUCGAUUCGUCAUAACCUGUCACUGAAUCGGUACUUCAUCAAAGUCCCACGCUCACAGGAAGAGCCGGGCAAGGGCUCAUUCUGGAGGAUAGACCCGUCAUCUGAGAGCAAACUCGUGGAGCAGGCAUUCAGGAAACGCCGGCCACGGGGCGUCCCGUGCUUCAGGACCCCGCUGGGACCCCUCUCAUCCAGGUCAGGGAGCGCACCGGCGUCGCCCAAUCACUCGGGCGUUCACUCCGCCCACUCCAGCGGUGUGCAGACCCCCGACAGCCUAUCACGGGAAGGCUCACCUGUUCCCAUGGAGCCAGAGCCUGCCUCUGCCCCGCCCCCUGCUGCUGCUUCUGUUGCUGCCGUCCAAACCAAGCUAGCUGUGAUUCAAGAGGCCCGUUUUACCCAGAAUACCACAGCGUCUCCCAUCACCACACAGCCGGUUCUGAUUGCAGUCCACCGUCCGUUAACGCAGACGAUCAAACCCGUCACAUACGCUGUGGCCGCCCCCGUCACGUCCUCCACGUCUGCGCAGCCGCUGAUGCAGACGGUGCACGUGGUGCAUCAGAUCCCUGCAGUGGCCGUCAGUACUGUUGGCGGAGCAAACCUGCACCCCGCCAUCAAAACAGAAACGCUGGAGAAUGGAGAGGAGGUCAAAGUGAAGGUAGAGUCAGUUCCUGGCAUCACUCAUGGCUCUAUAGGCUCAGCCAAUAGGAUCAUUCAAAGCAGCACUGCAGCCACACCCCUCCAGAUGGUUACCAUAGUGCAACAAGCCCCAUUGGGCCAGCACCAACUGCCAAUCAAAACUAUCACCCAGAAUGGCACUCAUGUAGUGCCCAUCGCCACGGCGAUACAGAGCCAGGCUAACGCAGUGUCGAGUCCUUUACACAUGUUGGCCACUCACGCCUCGGCGUCCGCCUCCCUCCCCACGAAGCGGCAGAACGGAGAAAACGGGAGCGAGCCACCGGAGAGCAAACGAUUGAAAAUCGAGGACGAAGAACACGCAGUCACCACCGACCCGAACGGAACCGCUGCGGACACAAACUCCACCAACCAGCACAACUACUCACGGUGCCAAAACUGAAGGCUUGGAUAAUAACUCUUUGAACCGAAGCAAAAACGUCAAAAAAGAACCAAAUGCAUAAAAUACUAUCCGUUACUGUCAUUUUCCGCACCAACCCUUCUGCCUGUUUUCCGUUUUAAUACUCAAACGCCUGAUUGAACAAAAACUCGCACCUCGAAACACAAGAGCAACUGCCAUUUGGUUUGUAACUGGGCAUUUUAUUGCAGACUUCAACAGAGGUUGGAGGCGUUCGAUCUGCUCGGAUUCCGUUCUUUGGGAGUCAUGGUGAUUUUUAGUGACUCGCAGACAAAAUUGAAAGGAAAAAUGCCCUCCGGAUAUGCAGAUGUUGAUCCGCUGCGGACUCAAAAGGAUUCUAGAAUCUCCGGAACUCGUGUGUUGCUCACAGCAGACUGAGAAUUCCAGAACUACCGCUUGCGGAAUCUGGAUUUUUUUUUGGCGCUGAUAGCGGAACACUGGCUUCGAUCCAACAUUCCAAAGUUUGGCAGUCCACUUACGGAGGGUGAAAAGCCAAGAGGAUGUCCUGGAAUGGAAUUACACUCCAUGAACCACAAAUAGGUUGUCUUUUUUAAAAUAGUGCAUACUAGGGCUGUACGUGGAGCCAAAGGGAACACAUCAGAUAUUCCUAAACUUUCGGCAGCUAGCCUGACAGCAUCCCCCACAAUCCCCUGUAGCCGUCGUAGUGGAUAAUAUGCAGUAUUUUUUCGUUCAUACAUGGAGCAUAGGAUCUGGGCGUGUUUUCAUUUAUAGAGACGUUUUAAAAAGUAAUAAUAACAAUAUAUAUAAGCAGCAGCAGCAUAUGAGCAGAAGUCUGUGUCCGUUUUCUGUUUUGUGAAACUAAGCGGUUUCUUUUCUAAGAUGGCUAAAAAUGUAUCAGUGGAGUAUUUCCUUCCUAUGUUUUUCCUUUUCUGUUUAUUUUUAAAUCUUAGCAAAACUGGCUUUGUUACACCGACAUAUUUUCAUACAGAUGCUCGAGUGGACGUGUCAUUUCCAUGUGUAGUCGAACUGUUUUCAUCCAGCUUGCAUGUAACGGACUAGACAAACGUACCUGAGCCGCCGAUGUAAUCCAGGAAAAAAAAAAAA